AUGAGAAAUCUGAACGUCGCAUUAUUUCUUCUAUGUUCUGCAAUUCUAAUUACAAAUCAAGAACAUCAAAUUAAGGCAGAAUCUGAUCAAUUCAUUAGAACAAAAGGAGUACAAUUUAUACUAAACGGAAACCCAUUUUACGCAAAUGGGUUCAAUGCCUAUUGGUUAAUGUACACCGCCGCCGAACCAUCUGAAAGAAACAAAGUCACCUCCGCUUUUUCCGACGCCGGAAAACAUGGUCUCUCCAUUGUCAGAACUUGGGCUUUCAACGACGGCAACGGUUACAGAGCCCUUCAAACCUCUCCCGGUGUUUACAAUGAACAAGUUUUUCAGGGUUUGGAUUUUGCUGUAUCUGAAGCUGGAAAAUAUGGUAUGAAAGUUAUACUAUGUUUGGUUAAUAAUUAUAAAGAUUUUGGAGGAAGAAAUCAGUAUGUUGAAUGGGGGAGAAGUAAAGGGGAAAAGAUUGAUUCUGAAGAUGGAUUUUAUAGUAAUGGUGUUGUUAAGGAGAUGUUUAAGAAUCAUAUUAAGAUGGUUGUGAAUAGACGAAAUACUAUCACGGGAAUUGUUUAUAAAGAUGAUCCCAAUAUAAUGGCUUGGGAACUUAUUAAUGAGCCACGAUGUCCGUCCGAUCAAUCUGGAUCUACUAUUCAGUCAUGGAUUAAAGAAAUGGCUGCAUAUGUGAAAUCCUUAGACAACAACCAUAUGGUAGAUAUUGGCAUGGAAGGCUUCUAUGGACCCUCACGAUCUGAAAGGCAACAAAAUAACCCUAAUUUUCUAGUUGGAACCGAUUUCAUCGCCAAUAAUCAGAUUCAAGAUAUUGAUUUCGCUACGACUCACACAUAUCCCGAUGCCUGGUUUAAAGAUUCGAGCAAUGAAAUACAAAACACAUUCCUCAAUAAUUGGGUUAACAAUCACCUUCAAGAUGCCGAAAACAUAUUAAAAAAACCUCUCAUGUUUGCGGAAUUUGGGCAAUCGAAUAAAUUAUCGAGUUACAACAUAGGUCAAAGAGACAAAAUGUUUGAAACAAUUUACUCCACGGUUUACAUGUCUUCUAUUAAAGGAGGAGCUGCGGCUGGCGGGUUAUUCUGGCAUUUAUUGACAACCGGAAUGGACAAUCUUCGAGACGGGUAUGAGAUAAUCCUUAGUGAAAACUCGACUACAAAUAGUAUAAUAGCUUAUCAGUCUAAAAAACUGAAGAAGGUUAGACAUUUGUAUGCCUGCAGUGAAUGUUAA
Messenger RNA from Impatiens glandulifera, 1233 nucleotides. RefSeq names its product mannan endo-1,4-beta-mannosidase 7-like. NCBI's taxonomy places the organism in Eukaryota, Viridiplantae, Streptophyta, Magnoliopsida, Ericales, Balsaminaceae. The record is from RefSeq and is a predicted model, not a curated record. The coding region runs from base 1 to 1233 and encodes 410 amino acids. The transcript has 5 exons. Gene Ontology annotation, molecular function: hydrolase activity, hydrolyzing O-glycosyl compounds.